Tarenaya hassleriana is the source of this 1198-nucleotide messenger RNA. RefSeq names its product exosome complex component RRP43. Bases 16 to 1044 code for a protein of 342 amino acids. NCBI's taxonomy places the organism in Eukaryota, Viridiplantae, Streptophyta, Magnoliopsida, Brassicales, Cleomaceae. Gene Ontology annotation, cellular component: nuclear exosome (RNase complex); cytoplasmic exosome (RNase complex). Gene Ontology annotation, biological process: U5 snRNA 3'-end processing; nuclear polyadenylation-dependent rRNA catabolic process; TRAMP-dependent tRNA surveillance pathway. The record is from RefSeq and is a predicted model, not a curated record. The transcript has 8 exons.
CCUCCUCCUCCUCCCAUGGCCGAACCUAAGUGCUCCCAACCCAAAUUUUUGCUCCGAUUUGGCUCCUUGGACACGGUGAAACCUAAGUGCUUCCUUCUUCAUUGUUUUGAAGGAGCUGAAAAAACAGUGAUGGGAAUGCCGGAAGUAUCGCAAGAUUUGUCAUCAGAGAUGGAGGUGGAUGCUUUCAGACGGCUCUUCCCCCUUCGCUUCUUUGAGCGUCAUUUUGUUGAAUCUGUCCGACCUGAUGCUCGGCCUCUCGGGAAGGCCAGAGAUACCGUUGUGAACCUCGGACUCGUUGCAUCAGCAGAUGGAUCGGCUCUUGCCAAGAUCGGUUCAACGACUAUGCUGGCUGCUAUCAGAAUGGAAGUCAUGACCCCUUAUAAGGACUCACCUGAAGAAGGAUGCAUAGCUGUCGAGUUCCACAUGCCUCCUAUCUGUUCUCCUAUUGUACGGCCUGGAAGGCCAGCUGAAGCAGCUCCAGUCAUUGCAAAGAGGUUGUCUGAUACAAUUUUAAGUUCAGGAAUGGUUGAUCUAAAGGAGCUUUGUCUAGUUAAGGGAAAAGCUGCUUGGAUGGCAUAUCUAGACAUAUACUGUCUAGAUGCUGAUGGUGCUCUUUUUGAUGCGGCACUGCUCUCUGCUGUUGCAGCCUUUUCCAAUCUGGAAAUUCCGGUGGUUGCUUUGAACAACGACGGUAAAAUAGUUACCGUUACUGAGGAGGAGGAAGAAGAAGAAGAUGCUGCAGCGAUGCCCGAGAAGGAAGUAGUGAACAAGGAAAAGAGGAAGCUCAAGCUCGCAAACAUACCCUUCUCUCUAACAUGCAUACUUCACAAGAAUUACAUCUUAGCGGAUCCCACCGCCGAGGAAGAAUCGAUCAUGGACACUCUUGUUACCGUUGUUUUGGACAUGUCAGACCAAAUCGUAUCGAUCUAUAAAGCGGGCGGAACGUUUCUUGCGUAUUCCUCUGCCAUCAAGGGAUGUGUUGAAUUAGCGAGGCAAAGAGCAAAGGAGCUAAAUCAGAUCUUGGGGGAAAUGGAUAUUGACUGAUUUUUGGUGGAAAUUUGAAUCAUUUUGUUACUCAGACAACACAAAAUUUUGGGAUAACAUGGAACAAAUGUGUUUGUGCUUGAAAUCAUUUUUGCACUUUAGACUAGUUGUGUCCGAUUUUGACUCGUGUUUAUUUUGGUGGAAAUUUCAGUUU